Messenger RNA from Telopea speciosissima, 2186 nucleotides. Its product is annotated as ABC transporter G family member 14. NCBI's taxonomy places the organism in Eukaryota, Viridiplantae, Streptophyta, Magnoliopsida, Proteales, Proteaceae. Gene Ontology annotation, molecular function: ATP hydrolysis activity; ATP binding; ABC-type transporter activity. Gene Ontology annotation, cellular component: membrane. The record is from RefSeq and is a predicted model, not a curated record. The coding region runs from base 30 to 1973 and encodes 647 amino acids. The transcript has 5 exons.
CUCCUCCUCCUCAUCAUCAUCAACAAGACAUGGGAACUCUUCCCAAGCUGUCUGAGCCACACAACACGACGGUCGUCCCAUACCCCCCUGUUCCCUCCAUUAAUCCACAAUCCGUUGUACGGCCCACUCUGUUUCCUAUAACAUUGAAGUUUGAAGAAGUGGGAUAUAAAGUAAGUCUGGAGCAGAAGGGAUGUUGCUGGGAUGGCACAUGGAGCAGCAAAGAGAAGACCAUACUCAAGGGGAUAACAGGCAUGGUUUGUCCAGGAGAGAUCUUGGCGAUGCUGGGUCCAUCGGGCAGCGGUAAGACCACCCUCCUUACGGCCCUUGGAGGUCGCCUAACAGGCCGGAAACUCUCAGGUAAGAUCACAUACAACGGACAGCCAUUCUCAGGCACCAUCCAACGACGGACAGGAUUCGUGGCACAGGACGAUGUACUGUACCCACAUCUCACUGUGACUGAGACAUUGGUAUUCACAGCAUUACUAAGAUUGCCAGGCACCUUGACAAGGGAUGAGAAAGUACAGCACGCAGAGGAAGUGAUCACUGAAUUGGGACUUAGCCGGUGCAGGAACAGCAUGAUAGGAGGUCCACUAUUUAGAGGGAUAUCAGGUGGUGAGAAGAAGAGGGUGAGUAUUGGUCAAGAAAUGCUGGUCAACCCAAGUCUUCUAUUACUGGAUGAACCCACUUCAGGUUUGGACUCAACCACGGCUCUGAGGAUCAUGACCACAGUCAAGCAACUUGCCAGCGGUGGGCGCACCGUGGUCACCACCAUUCACCAGCCCUCAAGCCGAUUGUACCACAUGUUUGACAAGUUGGUCUUGCUCUCUGAAGGUUGCCCCAUCUACCAUGGCCCUGCAUCAGCUGCCUUGGACUACUUUUCCUCAAUUGGCUUCUCCACAUCUGUCACUGUCAACCCCGCAGAUCUCCUACUUGACCUUGCCAAUGGGAUUGCACCUGAUUCAAAGCACAUCAGCGACCAAGGUGAACUUCAGGGUAGUGCUGAACAAGAGCAGAAAUCAGUGAGGGAGGCUCUCAUCUCUGCUUAUGACAAGAAUAUUGCUACAAGGUUGAAGGCAGAGCUUUGCAGUUUGGACAUCAAUAACUAUAGUUGCAACAGAGAUGCAUCUGCAAGGAAGAAAGAGCAAUGGAGCACAAGCUGGUGGCAGCAAUUUAAGGUCCUACUAAGGAGAGGAUUAAAGGAACGGAGGUAUGAAGCCUUCAACAGGCUAAGAAUCUUCCAAGUUGUCAGCGCUGCUGUGCUUGCUGGUCUACUGUGGUGGCAGACCCCAACAUCUCACAUCCAAGACCGAAUUGCCCUGCUCUUCUUCUUCUCAGUAUUCUGGGGCUUCUUCCCACUCUAUAAUGCUGUCUUCACAUUUCCCCAAGAACGAUCAAUGCUAAUCAAGGAGCGCUCAUCUGGCAUGUACCGCCUCUCCUCGUACUUCCUAGCCAGGACUGCAGGAGACCUGCCAAUGGAACUUGCCCUCCCCACCACCUUCGUCUUCAUAAUCUACUGGAUGGGUGGCCUUAAGCCUGACCCAACCACAUUCAUCCUCUCCUGGCUGGUCGUUCUAUAUAGUGUCCUUGUCUCUCAGAGCCUCGGACUUGCAUUUGGAGCUAUCCUCAUGGAUGUCAAGCAGGCUACCACCUUGGCUUCUGUCACUACCCUUGUUUUUCUAAUUGCUGGGGGCUACUACGUACAACAAAUCCCAACCUUCAUUGUCUGGUUGAAGUACUUGAGCUACAGCUUUUAUUGUUACAAGCUGCUUCUUGGGGUUCAGUACAAAGAGGAUGACUACUAUGAGUGCUCAAACGGAACCUUGUGCCGAGUAAUAGAUUUCCCCGCCGUUAAAUCCGUGGGAUUGAACCACUUAUGGGUGGAUGUCGCCAUCAUGGCCCUGAUGUUAUUAGGUUACCGGCUAAUUGCAUUUCUGGCUUUGCAUCGGGUGCACUUAAGGACUGUACGAAGGUAGCCAGCCAACAGUCACACGACAUCCUCAGCUUUGUCCAGAGAGCCAUUCCAACCAAGAAGACACAACGGCUGAAGAGUUUUCUCUUUCUUCAACCAAGGAAUAACGUUGGAUGAAAAAUUAGGAUUCCAAUCCUUUGUCCUCAUCAAAGUAGCAUGUAGUUAGUUGCCUUUUGGUAUUUGUUAAAAAAACAAAAAAAAAAUACUGACUCAUAUU